AGGUGGAGAGCUGUCGAUUACAGCGGCGAACAUUGCAGCGAGUCUCCUUCAAUUCUGAUCACAUCGGCGCCAGAGGGCUGCUACGCCUACGUAGGCAUGGUCGAAAGCCUCCCAUCCCAGAUUCUGAACCCCAGUUGCCCAUGGCACCUUUUCUCCUUUUGCCUGGGAUGAGUUUCCCUUUAGACAUCCACCGGAAAAAAAAGGCCUUUGUUUUUCACCCGGCUUCUGGAACCCAUGUGUCUGUGUGUUGGCACGGUCAUUCAUGAACUUGGGCAUGCACUUGGCAUGAAUCACGAGCAGUCGCGCCCGGACCGCGACCAGUAUGUCACUGUCCACUGGAACAACGUCCGGCCUGGAAAGGAACCCAGGUUACCCAGUGGCAGCUUUCUUUCUGUGAGCAUUAAAGCCCCCUUAAAUGAGUGUUGCCUUUUCUGCGCAACCUCGAGGGCCCGUGAGCCGGGAGCAUCAUCACCCUAUUUUUCUGUAUAAUUGUUUAACAGAAAAGGGGUAGGCCCUUUCCCAUGUUGUUUCAACCAUUGGCAAGAAAGGAAGACAAUUUUGAGCUAAUAGAAGAAAUGGAUACCUCCCGGCCAUAUGACAUCUUGUCGGUGAUGCACUAUGGCCGCAACGCCUUUGCCGUAAAUGAGUCGGAGCCAACCAUGACGGCCAAACCUGCGGCCUUGAGUGGCGGGCGCGCCUCAAGCGCCGAGAAGUUUGACAUCGGCAAUCGGAUCGGGCUUUCUCAGAUGGAUGCUGAUCAGCUGGCCGACCACUACAGGUCGGAGGUGAGCACAUGCACAGCCAACAAGCUCGGAGGUUCCACUUGCACAGAAAUGGAGAAGGAUGGCAAGGCUUGGGUGGACCCACACGGUCAAGGCUGUGCUAUCUACCUGCAAAUGCAAGAGGAGGGUCAAAUCGAAAGCUGUGGGAGACCUUUUGCGUCUGGCAGAUAUUGUUGCGAGUGCGGUGGCGGGCUGCGCCUGCAAGCAUGGUCACCCUGACCUGCGGAGCGCUUUCG
This is a messenger RNA of Effrenium voratum, 1018 nucleotides long. The record is from the annotation of a GenBank genome assembly. Lineage: Eukaryota; Dinophyceae; Suessiales; Symbiodiniaceae.